AGCCACAAUCUCUUAUUAAAGGAACCAGUUGCCAGUUCUGCUCCAGCAGAAGAAAAUAAGGUUUUCCCAAUGGACUCUCUAGCCAAAUCAAUCAACCAAUUUGCCCUGGACUUCAGCAAAAAGCUGGCUGAAUCGGCUGAGGGCAAAAAUAUUUUCUUUUCUCCCUGGGGCAUCUCGACCUCAUUGGCUAUGGUGUAUUUGGGCACCGGAGGUACCACGGCCUCCCAGAUGGCCCAGGUGCUUCAGUUUGGCAGAGACCAGGACAUCAAAUCUUCUCCUGAAACUGAGAAGAAAAGAAAGACGGAAUUCGGUUUGGGCAAGGUUGAAGAAAUACGCUCUCACUUCCAGACACUUAUCUCAGAAAUCAGCAAUCCCAGCAAGGCUUACGUACUUAAAACAGCCAACAGGAUAUAUGGAGAGAAAACCUACCCAUUUUACAGUAAAUAUUUAGAAGACAUGAAAACACACUUUGGUGCAGAACCGCAGUCUGUUAACUUUGUGGAAGCUUCUGGACAAAUCCGAAAGGAGAUCAACUCUUGGGUUGAAAGUCAGACAGAGGGAAAAAUCCAAAAUCUCCUACCUGAUGAUGCUGUGGAUUCUGCAACGAGAAUGGUUCUGGUCAACGCCCUUUACUUUAAAGGAAUCUGGGAACAUCAGUUUUUAGUCCAAAACACCACAGAAAAGCCUUUCAGAAUAAACAAGAGUACAAGCAAACCAGUGCUAAUGAUGUCCAUGAACGAAAAACUCCAAGUUUUUCACAUUGAAAAGCCACAAGCCAUGGGCCUUCAACUCUACUAUGAGAGCCGUGACCUCAGCCUGCUCAUACUGCUGCCAGAAGAUAUCGAUGGGCUGGAUCAGCUGGAAAAGGCCAUCACCUAUGAGAAGCUGAGUGAGUGGACCAGCGCAGACAUGAUGGAAUUAUAUCAGGUGCAGGUGCAGCUCCCCAAGUUCAGGCUGGAAGAGACUUACGAUCUCAAGUCAACCCUGAGCAAUAUGGGGAUGAGCGAUGCCUUUAACCAGAGCAGAGCUGAUUUCUCAGGAAUGUCUAUGGAGAGAAACUUAUUUCUGUCCAAUGUUUUCCACAAGUCUUUUGUAGAAAUAAAUGAACAAGGUACAGAGGCUGCAGCUGGUACUGGGAGUGAGGUGAGCCUUCGAACUCGACUCCCCUCCAUUGAAUUUGAUGCAAACCACCCGUUCCUCUUCUUCAUCAGGCACAACAAAACUGGUAACAUUCUCUUUUACGGGAGAUUCUGCUCCCCCUAG
Odobenus rosmarus divergens (Pacific walrus) is the source of this 1263-nucleotide messenger RNA. It is a transcript of the gene SERPINB10, whose product is annotated as serpin peptidase inhibitor, clade B (ovalbumin), member 10. The transcript is spliced from 8 exons. The coding region runs from base 70 to 1263 and encodes 397 amino acids. Gene Ontology annotation, molecular function: serine-type endopeptidase inhibitor activity. The record is from RefSeq and is a predicted model, not a curated record. Gene Ontology annotation, biological process: negative regulation of endopeptidase activity. NCBI's taxonomy places the organism in Eukaryota, Metazoa, Chordata, Mammalia, Carnivora, Odobenidae.